CGUCGUUUGAUCGCGUUCCUACUUUUCUUUUCACAAAUUACCGUUUCAAGCACGCCUCGUCAUCAUAACGAAAAUGUCGUCAUUUCGGCUACCUCAUAUUUCGUCGACUACAGCAGUGGCAGCGGCGGCGGCACGUCGCAAUGAAAACAACGAUCCCACAUUAACAAGAGCUCAAACAAUGGCUGCAGCACGAAUACGAAAUCCAACCAGUCGAAUCAACAAAAUGGGCGAUCUCAAAGUGGCUAGCUAUAAACAUUUACAUCUACACCCACCAACACAGAGACGACAGCCACUGACUACUAACAGACAGCCUGCAGGCCAUUUAUUGCCAAACAAUAAACAAUACCCACACAUAGCAAACUAUCGACGCGGACCUAGCGCUCACUCUCGCGCACCUACUGUUAUCACCAAUAAAGAUAAUACGGAGACGUACACAAAAUUGAAGUUCCUAGGCGAGGGUGGGUUUGCCAAAUGCUACAAAGUGCAAAGUCCCGAGGGACAGAUCUUUGCCGCCAAAGUGAUAUCCAAAUCAACGCUACAAGACACGAAAACCCGUAUGAGAUUGUUCUCUGAAAUCAGCAUCCAUCGAAGCAUGAACCAUCGCUCCAUCGUCCGUUUUCAUAGUUGCUUUGAAGAUACCCGAAAUGUUUAUUUGAUUUUGGAGCUCUGUGAUAACAAUACACUUGUUGAAAUGCUUAGAAGUCGUAGCCGGUUGACCGAACCAGAAGUACGAUUUUUCCUCAUCCAGAUCCUGGACGCCUGCCGAUAUAUGCAUGACAAUCGCGUGAUUCAUCGUGAUAUCAAGCUUAGCAACGCCUUUCUGGACAAGAACAUGAAUGUGAAAAUGGGUGACUUUGGCCUUGCUGCUAUUUUAGUUGAUCGAAGUGACCGAAAAAGGACAAUCUGUGGUACUCCGAACUACAUUGCACCCGAAAUCCUGUUUAAAAAAGAAGGACAUAACCACAAAGUCGAUACGUGGUCUAUCGGUGUCUUGAUGUUCACUCUACUUGCGGGUAAACCUCCCUUCCAACAAAACGAUGUAAAGCACAUCUACAAGAAAAUUAAAGCGAAUUGGAAAAAGCCUUCUUAUGAACUACCAAGUUACCUUGGUGAUGAUGCUAAGGACUUGAUCGAGAAACUUCUCAUCAACAACCCUCGUCGACGACUAUCAGUACCUCAAAUCCUCAGUCAUGACUUUUUCCAAAAAGGACUAUUACCGUCUAAAAUUCCAAUUGCUGCAUUGCAUCGCAUACCAAGCGAUGAAGAAUUAUAUCCGACAACACAGCCGCACAAUGUCAUGGCAUCACCCGGCAGGGCAGGAGAGGCAUUGCGAGAUGCUAUCGACGCCAAUAUAAGCUACGUUGAUCACCGACUGAUUGACGAGUUAAAGAUCAUGUCAGAAGUCAUAAGAGACCAUCGGGAAAUGUUUCCUGGACGACCUGUGGAUAAGGAAAACGCUGUACCGGGCAAAACCGAGCCAGAAAAAGAUCAAUCACGGAAAGCUUCUUCAAGCGAAGCUUCGCCAAGUACUUCCGAGUCUCUAAAAAAACGUAGACCACCCGCAGUAGAAGAUCAACCACGCAAGCGCAGAAAUGUGGAGCCGACAAAAACUGAAACGGAAGCGUCCAUACCACCGUCACCGUCACCAACGCCAGUGGCCCCAAAGACCCGCGAAAAAUCAAAAGUGUCUAUUCUGGAAACAAUGGCACGUGCUCUACGGGAGUCCCUGGAAGAAGCCAAGAACAAAGAUGCGACUACUUGCCAAGAAAUUCAUGAUACGGAAUGGUCUCAUUCAAAUGUAUUCAUGGAUAAGUGGGUUGAUUACACCUCCAGAUACGGUUUAUGCUACAGUCUGAUGGAUGGUACAAUCGGUGUAUCAUUUCUGGAUUCCACCACGCUCUUGAAAAAAGAUGAUGACUAUCAAUAUAUCGUUCAUGAGCCCUUACCCAUCAAAAAGGAGUCAUACCACGCAAAUAAUAUCCCAGACGAAUUCAAGAAAAAGCUCUACCUCAUGUCAAAGUUUAACAGUCAUAUGGAAACUAAUCUGGCUCGAUUGGCCGACAACAUGCCCGAACCAGCGAAGGCUUCAAACAGCUGGGUAUACAUAAGCAAAUUCAUUGUCACUGAGCGUGCAGCCAUUUUCCGCUUAAGCAACGGGGUCAUCCAGUUUACCUUCUUUAACCACACCAAACUCAUCUUAACUGCAUGUGCGACACGAUUAGUAUACAUAUCAAAAGAGCGGCAACUGAAGAUGUACGCAUUAGAAGAUGCUGUGACGACAGACGACGAAUUCCUAAAGAGCGCACUUGAAUUUGCGCACGACAUACUGGAUGAGCAGAUUGUUGCACGCAACCGGAUGUAUGGCUCAUAAGGUUGAUUGUUGUAUAUAAAAACACAUAUUAUAUUCAAAUAUGUACAGUAUCUUUUUACAAAUUGUACAUUGAUUUAGAGGUUGGGUUGGCUGGGUGAGUGAGAUACGGUGAGAGUAAAUAUAGAUGUGCUUUUCCAAU
Molecule: messenger RNA, 2510 nt
Organism: Zychaea mexicana
Lineage: Eukaryota; Fungi; Mucoromycota; Mucoromycetes; Mucorales; Lichtheimiaceae
Product: kinase-like domain-containing protein
Exons: 11
Coding region: 74-2371 (765 amino acids)
Biological process (GO): regulation of protein localization to mitotic spindle pole body; mitotic cell cycle; regulation of cytokinesis
Cellular component (GO): centrosome; spindle pole body; nucleus
Molecular function (GO): protein binding; protein kinase activity; ATP binding
Source: RefSeq, a predicted model, not a curated record